AUGGACCAUAAUUUCUCCAGCAUGUCCAGAACCCGAGAGUGUCAAAGUGGGAUUUCAAUGGACCUCUUCCUCCAUAUCUCACUCAUACCAGCAGUAAGGAAUGCUUCCUUCAACAUGCGGUUGAUUACAGUGGUGCUGUCGUACCUCCAGAAAAGAGCACAGAGACAUGCCAUCGACCAUCGGCUGCCCUUCCUGAAAGGACGUUUUGGUAUUGUGGUGCCUUUGGAUAUGAUCGGCAGUCUCAGUAAUCGCUGGUCCUACGGCUUUGCAUUCGGCGCCGUGUCCAGCAACGUCUUUCUUCUCUUCUCUGAAAGUUACAUUCCCUUCAGCGUCCCGGCCUGGGCCAGAGCCAUCGUGUACUUCAUCGGAGCUCUGGAAGUGGGCCUGGUGUAUUUCCCUUUCUUCGCCUGUCUGACCACGCCGUUUAAGCUGGUCGGAGCGCUGCUGGGAUUAGUCUACUCUCUGUGCUGGAUCAUCAUUAUAGUCUGGGACACGUUCACCUGUCCUGAUGGUAAGAUGCUUGGUAAAAACCAGAAGGUGAUUGUCCAGAUGCCCACCAUCCUCUCCCUCAUCUUCCUCAUGGGACGAUUCAUUUACAUGCUGGUUAAAGCCGUCCGGAUACGUCUGCAGCUGCAGCCCGAGGAGCCUGAGGAGCUGAUUGAGCAACACCAGAUGGCGCAUGUGAAGAGACUGCUGAGAAAAACUCCUGAAUGCUGCGCACAGCUCAGCUGGUUCCAGCGAAGAGUGUACGAGUGGGACCCCUGCUUCAAGUUCCCCAACAGGAUCAUUGGCACUGCUAUUAUUUCUCUUAUAGGCCUUUACACGAUGACGCUCGCCGAUUACAUCCUUAGCGAUGUUACUUUUGACCAAGUUGAGAAGUGGAAGAUCACACUGGAGUAUCUGGCGACCUCCUGUAACCAGACCGAGGCUCUGGGAGCCAUGAUACCAGGGCUGGAGGAGUUCCUCGUCGUGGCCAGAAAGUCUUGGAUUGCCACGACCUUCUUUGCCAGUCUCAACUCAGUUGCUUACACCUUCCAUAUCCUGGUGUGUUACAGGAAACAUUUGAAAAGGCUGUGGAAAGGACAGAAGGGCUUUCUCCCAGAAAAGUUUCACAAUCCUCAGUCUUCUGUCAGCGUAGCUUCCAUUGCAAGAUACUCUGGAUGGCAAAUCGCUUUUACACUGUGGGGCUACCUGAUCGUCCAUUUCGUCCACUUCCUGUUCGCACUGCUGCUCGCCUACGCUCUGGUUCUUCCCAUAGUUAACGGAAGAGCUCUGCAGAUGCUCUCAAACCUGGGGACUAUUCUUCUGACCAUCGGCAUAGUCAUCGGCUUGCUGAUUCUCCAGGUGGUCCUGGUCCAGGUCUUCUUCCUUCAGGACAAGAUGUCUCCCACAGAUAAACAGAAACCUCUCGCUCUCAACAACAGGAAGGCUUUCGACUGCUUCAACUAUUUCUUUUUUUUCUACAACGUGGUGAUGGGGAUCAGCACCUGCAUACUGAGGCUGCUGUCGAGCGUUGUGGUGGGAACAUGGUUGGUGUCCCGCAUCGAUCGGACCAUCAUGCAGAGGGGAUAUGAAAGCAUGGAUGCAGGCUACAGCACGUGGAUUGGAAUGAUCUUUGCUGACCACUACCACAGCAACCCAACCAUGGUGUGUUUUUGUCAGAUGUUGGUCUCAAACACACAGGAAAAACAAAGUGCAUCUGCGUAUUCGACAUUCAGCAAUACUCCGUCAGAACCUGCUGUAAAUAGCCGGGCCAGGAUACGCUGGGCUUUGUAUUACACAUUACUGAGGAACCCUCGAUUGAUCCUGUUCAGAAAACACCACCUGUCUUCAUCAACACCAGACUCUACGUCCCCACCAUCGGACACGGCGGUGCGGGCCUGGGUCAUGGCUUCUCAAGCACAGAACACACAACGGACACUCCCAGAAAGCACAGUCACACCUGCAGAAGACUGA
Molecule: messenger RNA, 1956 nt
Organism: Salarias fasciatus (jewelled blenny)
Lineage: Eukaryota; Metazoa; Chordata; Actinopteri; Blenniiformes; Blenniidae
Gene: stra6l
Product: STRA6-like
Exons: 18
Coding region: 1-1956 (651 amino acids)
Biological process (GO): vitamin A import into cell
Cellular component (GO): plasma membrane
Molecular function (GO): signaling receptor activity; retinol transmembrane transporter activity
Source: RefSeq, a predicted model, not a curated record